This is a messenger RNA of Cinclus cinclus, 2294 nucleotides long. RefSeq names its product dynein regulatory complex subunit 7 (gene DRC7). The record is from RefSeq and is a predicted model, not a curated record. The coding region runs from base 1 to 2187 and encodes 728 amino acids. Gene Ontology annotation, cellular component: motile cilium. The transcript has 15 exons. Lineage: Eukaryota; Metazoa; Chordata; Aves; Passeriformes; Cinclidae. Gene Ontology annotation, biological process: flagellated sperm motility.
AUGGAGAUCCUGGAGGAGAGAGAGGAAGUGGAGGAAACACCAGAAGACGCGAUCUCUUCGAAUAUCAGUGAUUUCCUCGAUGACCUGGAUAAAGCUGUGGAGGAAGCCCCUGUCACAAGGGAUGAAUCUGAUUUUGACUGGAGCUCCAUUGACACAUCCCACUUACCAUCUUCGUACAAGACAAACUCCCAGCAGGAAAAAGAACUGCUGCAGCUCGCUGACCAUUUCUUCCAGCAGUACACUCACCUGUGCCCUGACCGCAAGCCACUCUUCAUCCACCCUCUCAACGAGUGUGGUGUGCAGAAGUUUGUGAGCACCACAGUGAGGCCAACCCUGCUGCCUUUCCCAGAUCUGUACUACUGGUCAGACUGUGCCAGCUUCGUCUGUGAUUACCUCAUCAUGGAGCCCCUCAAGUGCCCAAUCACACCGCCCAGUUCACUCUACUCCCCAACCACCAUUCUGAAAUACCGGCGAGGGAACUGCUUUGACUUCACUGUGCUGCUGUGCUCCCUGCUGAUCGGGGCUGGCUACGAUGCCUACUGUGUACAUGGAUAUGCCACCCUCGAGAUGUGCUCCCUGGACCAGACUCAGGAGCUGUGCCCACUGCUCAGGAAGCCCCCAGAGGUACCAGAAGAGGAGGAUCCCAACAAGUACAGAAUUAAGUACCCUUUAGACCCACAGAGCAAGUUUGAGCUUCAGCAGGCCAAGAAGGAGGAAGAAACUGAAUCUGCACAAGAGGAGGAAAGAGAAGAGGAGGUGGUCAUGGAGGUGGGAAUGCCCAAGCGAGACCCUUUGCAUGGCUUACGGGUGCACGCGUGGGUUCUGGUGCUGCCUGGGAAGAGGAAGGUUCCAGAGACCUUCUUCAUCAACCCGUUCACAGGAAAUCAGCACAGCACCACGGAUGCGUGCUUCCUUGGCAUUGAGAGCAUCUGGAACCACAGGAACUACUGGGUGAACAUGCAGGACUGCCGGAAAGGCUGCAAGGAUCUCAGCUUUGACUUGAGUGAUUCUCUUUGCUGGGAAAUUAUGUUUUCAGAGAGAAACAAGCCCUCUCAGUCACCCACAGAGUCACCCAAGAAAGACACAGAUGACGUGCAGGAAAAAGGGGAAAUAGGCAUGAGCUUUGAGAUGCCACUGUCAUGGGUAACCCAAAUUAGGGUCUCUUACAGAGAAUAUGAGAAUCCCUUUUCCCGGGGGAAGAAGGUGAUCCUGUAUGAUAAAGCAAAACUGGAGAAAUGGGCAGCGUACGCGAAUGGAGAUGGGCUGGUGGAACGCCUCACUGUCUAUGCAGACUCAGACCGUACUGAAGAACUGGAGGUGAAGGAAUGGUUUAAACACCGAGAAGACCUGUUGUAUAUGAGAGAAGUGAAUAAACAAACACAGCUGAUCACAGACCAUUUCAGGCCAGGACACCCCCUCCUUCUUAAAGCUCACUCCUACACGUCACUGGAUCCUGAGACUGGGCACACAGUGGAGUUCUACCACACAGCACGAGUUGAUGGCCUCUGGAAACGUUUUGAAAAUGCUACUGAGAUGACAGAGUACUUUGUGGGGCGGGAGGACUUCCUGCACAUGCGGCACAUAGAGUUUGGCAAAAGAGACAAGGAAAUGGAAAACACUGGCAUCACAGCUGAUGCUAACCCCCGGCCUAUAGUGCAAAUCAAGGAGUAUUUCCACAGAAAUCCGGAAAAGCCUGCUGAUGAAGAUAUAGAGGAACGUAUCUUUAUGGUCAUAGAUGAUAUCAUCCAGCUGACAUAUCACCUCGAGCUUCAUGACACCAUUGCCUCAAAGGUGGUUUUCUGCAGAGUAAUAGGGAGGGAGAAGAGAGAAGAUGAAAUCUUCCUGAGCAGAGAAAACACUGUCAAAUACGAGCCAUGGUCCUCAGAGAAACACAGGAACAUGCUCCAUCUGUAUGACUUGCUGUGGGAGCUGAGAGCAGAACAGAAGGAGCUGAAGCACCAAGUCCGGGACUCUGAAGCAGAGAUACUAAAUAUUUUGAUGGCCCGUGAGGAUGAAGAAGCCAAUAUUAAAUUGUCAAUUUCAAUGUACAGCACUGCAAAGAGAGGACAACAGCAAGAAGCCACGGUGCUGGAAGAGGAGCAGAAUUCCUUGGAUAAUGAGAGUCAGCACAUCGGAGGGGAGGCUGAAUCCCUUACCCAUCACACUGCAACCAGCUCCACUGUCUGAAGCAGACACUCUGCAGGGACUGGGAAUGAGUGCCACAGCAGGGCGGGUGUACAAGUCAGCCCCCCAGGAACUUGGCAUUGAAGCUCCUCUGUGAAAUAUUUUAAUCC